GGAGGCAUCACUCCAUCACUGCAUCCAUCACCUCCAACCACCAAUGAUGAUUCUUCACUCGUUGUAUCGGGAAUCUCAGAAUCCAUCGCCAAGCUCUCAGGCUGCGGGGAAGUCUGACCAGAAAGAUGGCUCGUGUCCCUCACCAUGAUGCUUCUACUCCGUGCCUCUCUCGGGUAUCAAGGACUUCUGUUGAUCCCCCUUGCUCGGCGUCGCGUCUGGGAAUGCAAAACACUGCGACAAUUCGGCGACUGAGAACAGCACGAUGGCCAGAACCGCAACAUGUCUCUUCUCCACACGUUAAGCCUGAUUCUCGAUAUACUCGUUGCAGGCUUCGUUAUCACGAUAUGCCUCCCCGCUAUAAGGCAUACAUUCCUGUAUACCUUCAAAUUCUGCUCGCCAAGCGUGUUCCGGGGUGGAUAUCAGACGGUUGAGAUUCUUUCCAGCGCGCCAGUGGAUUAUUUGGCGGCCUUUUGCAACGACACCCGAUCAUACCUCCUAGUGAUCGCAAAUGCUUGUGUCUGUGCUGCAUCCCUACUCCAAGCCAUAUUUGCAGACAAUGGGUUGGAUAGGGUGCAAUUAUGGCUACAUCUGAUGCCUUGGCUUGUACUCCUGAUACAGGGAACAUUUCUUAUAAGUAUGACAUCUCGAAUCAUACGGUAUUCCUUGGCCCUGAAAGGGGGCCUCGCUGCCUGCUCAGUGAUUGCUGUCUUAAUCUUAAAUGACACGAUACUGCAAGGCAAAGCAAAAGAUGGAGAGCCUACACCACUUGCGUGGUCGGUCUAUGUCCUGGGAAUCAUUGUGAUUGGCAUAUUCCUGUCUUAUCCACGCAGUGAUCGAGCGUUUCGCAAUGGGAAAUCCAUUGACGAGGAAGAGACAUCUUCCGUUCUUGGGCGCUUGUCAUUUCAGUGGGCCACUCCACUGGUUUCGCUCUUCGCCUCUGACACAUCCCUUGGCCUGGACCACCUGCCGGAACUGAGUGACAAAAUGCGAGCAAAAAGUUUGCAGGACGAGUUCAAUGCGGCGCAAGGUACGCGAUGUACUUCGACAACGAAUGCCUGGAAGCUGGUAAAGGCACUACUUAUGCUCUAUCGAAGGGAAUUUGUCCAUCAACUUCUACUAUCUGUGCCAUUAGCAGUCCUUGCUUUUACUCCGCAGCUAGCCCUCCGUGAAAUGCUAAAAGUUUUAGAAAAGCACACUGCGGAACAUGACGCACUCAAUGUGUGGGCCUUACUAUUGGGUCUUAGCAUUGGGGUCUCGUCCUGGCUCGAAAAUUGGCUUCUUUGGACUGCCAUGAAUUGGAUCUCCGUGCCAUUAACAACACAGCUUUCGGUGGUAGCUUUCAGCAAAGCAAUGCGCUUGAGCUUGCAGAACUCUACGGGUGAGAGCGAUGACAAGACCUCAGUUGACAUUACACGAAAUGUGAUAAACCUCGUCGCUAUCGAUGCGUCACGCAUUGCACUUGUGGCUGGCUUUUUACACUCGCAUACUCUACAGGCGUUGAAGCUGACGGUGGCCUGUACUUUCCUGGCUCGCCUCCUGGGCUGGCAGAGCUUGCUCGCAGGGCUGGCCUGUCUGGCUCUUUUCUACCCACUGCAUUAUCUAUGUCUGUCCAAGUAUUCGGCUACCGAGAAAGAGCUCAUGCUUAGUCGCGACAAGAAAGUCUCGACAUUGACCGAGGUCUUGCAGGGCAUCCGCCAAGUAAAGUUCGCAGGGCUUGAAUUCAAGUGGGAACAAAGGAUCAACUUCCUGCGCGAUCGUGAAACAGAAGCUCAAAACUGGGCGUUCUUCUGGCACGUAGUCAAUCUGUCGAUCCAUCUGCUCGGUCCAGUCAUGGUGUCCGCUGUCUCUUUAAGCGUGUAUAGCUGGCAGCGAGGUCCGCUCACGCCAUCCAUCGCGUUUCCAGCUUUGUCAACGCUUGGUUAUAUCCAGUUCAUCUUGGGACUUAUCCCUGAAUUGCUGUCAGGCCUCGUGGGUGGCAAAGUGAGUUUGGAACGAAUGGCGAGGUUUUUCAAUUCAACUGAUGCGAUGGGAACGACAACGCCGUCCCGCUUUAUCCAACUGGACAACGCGAGUCUUUCCUACCAUACCAAGUCAGCCACAGCAGAGUCUGGCAUGCUUAGGAGCGUGACCCUCACAAUUCCUCUGAAGGCCUUGAGCGUAGUAUCUGGACGUACUGGAUCGGGCAAGUCCCUCCUACUGAACGCCAUACUAGGCGAGUGCGAAAUCCUUUCUGGUUCAGUCCGACGCCCUGUGCCGCCGACAUUUGAGGCAAUAUACAGCUCGGAUCUCAAUCCACUGGAUUGGUGUCUUAGUUCGGCUAUGGCCUACGUGGCCCAGACCCCGUGGAUCGAGGCAGGUACAAUUCGUGCCAAUAUUCUCUUCGGCCUGCCCUACGACCGACCGAGAUAUCAACAUGUCCUUUUCGCCUGUGCGCUCACGCAGGACCUCGAUCUCUGGGACGGCAGGGACCUUACGGAAAUCGGCCCUAAUGGUGUCAAUCUAAGUGGCGGGCAAAAGGUGCGAGUAGGUCUGGCGCGGGCUCUGUAUUCGCGUGCCGGCAUUCUUCUUUUGGACGAUAUCUUCAGUGCUGUGGAUGUGCAUACAGCAAGUCAUCUCUUCAAACAUGCCAUCACUGGGAAGCUUGCAUUAGGACGAACGAGGAUUCUGGUGACGCACAACGUGGAUCUUUGUUUCUCCAAAGCCGACUAUCUGGUUGAGCUCGAGAAUGGGACGGUUAGAUACGCGUACGCAGUGGCUCACUCUCAAGACGAAGACUUGGACGACUCCUUACGCGAGGAAACGUCAGCGAGGGUCGAAGAACAGGACGAUGAAUCCAAGAGGUACUUCUCUUGUCAAGACGAGGAUGCGAACGACACUGGCCACCCCAUAUUGUCCACUAAGUACGUUGAAGAGGAGACUAAAUCCCAGGGGGCCCUUCAGUGGCAGUUGUUUCGAAGAUACAUUCAGACCAGCGGUGGAUGGGCUUCAUGGGCUGUUCUCGCAGGAGUCUACAUUAUGUACAACAUAUUACAGCUUGCUCAGAUUUGGAGCAGGGAUGCCAUUACCAAAGGCUCGGAUGGCAGCGAAACAGCAUACUACCUUGGGAUCUAUACCGGUAUUGCCGCGUUGUCAUGUCUUGCCGGCUCACUGCGUGCCUACAUCGCUAUCCAAACUUCUCUGACCGCAGCAUCUCGUCUAUUUCGAGGAUUACUAUUUGUGGUCCUUCGUGCACCCUUGCUGUGGCUUGACAAAGUGCCAUCGGGGAGGCUUCUCAACCGGUUCACAGCCGACUUCUACUUGGUAGACUCACGGCUUGGCUUCGACUUGACGGCCGUUCUGAACGCGGGCAUGGAUUGCAUCGGAGUCAUGAUGGGUGGAGUGUUGGUGCGCCCGAUUCUCCUCGUGUGUGCCGUCUUUCUAGCCGCAGCAGCCUUAUGGUACACGCAGCGAUAUCUGGCCGCAGCACGGGAGAUCAAACGGCUCGAGAGUAUCUCGCGCAGUCCGGUCUACGAGCAAAUCGCCUCGUGUCUGCAAGGGCUAGCCACCAUCCGCGCCUUCGGCCAGACCAAGCGCUACAUCGAGCAAAUCCACACCAGACUCGACCGACAGGCGCAAGCAUCCUGGCACCUCUACCUUUUCAACCGGUGGUUCACCUUCCGCAUCAACGUCCUCGGUGCAGUCUUCUCUACCGUGACCGCACUCGCCGUGGUCAACCGCCCCGGCAUCACGGGCUCCAUGGCCGGCUUCGCCCUCGUCUUCACUAACCACCUCUCCUUUGCCCUCGUCUCCCUGAGCCGCGCCUAUUCCACCCUGGAAAUGGAUCUCAACGCCGUCGAACGUAUCCUCGAAUACUCCGACCUCCCCACCGAAAACACCGAAAACCCCAAGGCAACAACAACACCACCACCCACGCCCUCAUCUUGGCCCAGCCACGGCAGCGUCUCCUUCACCCACCUCACCGCCGGCUACUCCCCUGACUCCCCGGCAGUCCUCCACGACAUCAACCUCCAGAUCCACCCCGGGCAACGCAUCGGCAUCGUCGGCCGCACCGGGGCCGGUAAAUCGACGCUCGCGCUUGCUCUCUUCCGCUUCCUCGACCCCCUGCGCGAGGGCACCAUCACCAUUGACGGGAUCGAUAUCGCCACCCUUCCCCUCGCCACCCUCCGCACCCGUCUAGCCAUGAUCCCGCAGAACCCGGUCUUGUUUACCGGAACCAUCCGCUCAAACCUCGACCCCUUCGACGAACACGACGACCACACCAUUUUGCAAGUCCUGCGGCACGUCCACUGGCCCCUAGCCUCAGAAGCAGACCUGGGUGACUCGGGCUAUCUCACCAUCCUGUCCUCCCCCGUCUCCCAAGCCGGCCAAAACUUCUCGCACGGCCAACGCCAACUCCUCUGUCUCGCAAGGGCAAUGCUCUCCCGCCCCGCGGUAUUCGUGAUGGACGAGGCCACCUCCGCGGUGGAUCGUGCGACGGAUGAGCUGAUCCAGCGGUCGAUUCGUAAGGGGUUUGGGUUUGGCGGGGAGAUGAGGCGCACGACGUUGCUGGUGAUUGCGCAUCGGAUUCGCACGAUUGCGGAUUUCGAUUGUGUGGUUGUCAUGGAUGCGGGGAGAGUGGUGGAGUUUGGGAAGCCGGCGGAGUUGUUGAGGAGGGAGGGGGGCGUGUUUCGGGGUUUGGUGGAGGGGGAUGGUGAUGCGGAGGAGUUGAGGAAUAUUAUGUCUGGGAUGUAG
Aspergillus saccharolyticus JOP 1030-1 is the source of this 4731-nucleotide messenger RNA. RefSeq names its product P-loop containing nucleoside triphosphate hydrolase protein. Gene Ontology annotation, cellular component: membrane. The record is from RefSeq and is a predicted model, not a curated record. Gene Ontology annotation, biological process: transmembrane transport. The transcript has 3 exons. NCBI's taxonomy places the organism in Eukaryota, Fungi, Ascomycota, Eurotiomycetes, Eurotiales, Aspergillaceae. Gene Ontology annotation, molecular function: ATP binding; ATP hydrolysis activity; ABC-type transporter activity. Bases 280 to 4731 code for a protein of 1483 amino acids.